Molecule: messenger RNA, 336 nt
Organism: Paramecium primaurelia
Lineage: Eukaryota; Ciliophora; Oligohymenophorea; Peniculida; Parameciidae
Source: the annotation of a GenBank genome assembly
AUGUUUUUCUCGAAAGUUAAAGAAAUCCAUUAAAUGACCCUCUUGUUGUAUGGUUAGGUGGGGGGCCUGGAUGUUCUUCAUUAUUAGGACUAAAUGAAGAAAUUGGUCCAUUUGUAAUGGAUGAUGAGAGAAUCCAAGAAGAAUCCUUAUUCAUGGAAUAUUAGAGCCAAUAUUUUAUUCUUGAAAUCACCUACAGGAGUAGGAUUUUCAAUUAAUAUUGAUACUAAAUAUGAAUAUAAUGAUGAGAAUUCUGGUUAAGACAAUUACUAAGCUCUAUUAGUUUGGCUUUAAGGAUUUAUAUAAUUUCAAAAAACAUAAAUUUAUUAUUGCAGGUGA